This is a messenger RNA of Ambispora leptoticha, 1188 nucleotides long. The record is from the annotation of a GenBank genome assembly. Lineage: Eukaryota; Fungi; Glomeromycota; Glomeromycetes; Archaeosporales; Ambisporaceae.
AUGGAUCCAAAAACUGGCUUGCCUAGUCCUAGUUCUCGCCGUUCUACCAUUUCAGGAGAUGAAGAUCAAGCUCAUCGUGAAGGCAUUACCACAGAAAGCAAAGAUUGGACCACGAUAAAAGUCAUUGACUUGGUUAUAGAUCAAAAUGUUAUUAUCGUUGAUGGUGAUACUCCCAUUGAAGAAGCUUGUGAUAUAUUGAUAAAAAAUAAUAUUUCUUCGGCCCCAGUUUACGACGCUCACGUAAAGAAUUUUAUAGGAAUGUUUGAUUGGGCUGACGUGAUGUCUUAUUUAUUGAUCGUACUCAAGAAAAAGAAUAUCAAAGAACAACAACAGAAAAGCGAAGAACAAUUAACUUCAGAAUUCAGGGAUCUAAUUAAAUUGGCAAUACAGUGUCAACCAGUCCCUGUUAAAUUAGCAUCUGAUUUGUCGAAUAAAAAUCCAUUUUAUUCUGUUAUACCUGAGACAUCAUUGUUUCAAGUCGUCGAAUUGUUUGGAAGUGGUACUCAUCGAGUUGCGGUUGUGGAUGCUGAUGGAAAUCUGAAGGGGAUAUUAACACAAUCGACCGUUAUUAAUUAUCUGUAUCAAAAUGUUACCCAUUUUCCGCAAAUUGAAGGAAUUUUCCCGAAAACUGUUCGUGAGCUUGGAAUUGGAAUGGGUUUUGUCAUAACUGCACAAGCUAAUUCAAAUGUUCUCGAUGCGUUAACAAUGAUGAACAAAAAUGGUCUUAGCAGUAUUGGCAAGCUUUCUUUUCUUGCGUUGUCAUUUAUUUUAGUUUUACAAGUUUAUCGAAUAACCGAUGAAAAUGGAAUGUUAAUUGGAAAUAUUAGCAUGUCAGAUAUCAAAUAUAUCUUGAGGAGCGAUCGUCAUUCUUUAUUGUGGCGAACUUGUCAUCAGUUUGUUAGUCAUGUGAGAAGUCGUCAAGGAUUAGAGGAUGGGCAGGAUCGAUAUCCUGUAUUCGAUAUAAGUCCAAAUUCUACAAUAGGCUAUGCCAUUGCGAAACUGACCGCAACAAAAGCUCAUCGUGUUUGGGUAGUCGAUGAGAAAAUGAAUCCAGUUGGCGUUGUCAGUUUGACGGAUAUAUUGAGCGUUUUUGCUCGAGAAGCUGGUGGAAAACCGAACCCAUCUGCUAAACGUCAAAGGAGUAUUUCAAAAGUAGAGGAAGUAAUCGCAACUUUGACGGAUCAAUGA